AACUACACGUGUUGAGGUUGCAGCAGGUUUUGAGUGUGUUUUGUUUUGUUUGCUCUAUCUACAAUUGAUAUUUACAUCAAAAUUAAAAUACAAUAUUUCAUAGUUAUAAGGCACGUUUAAUACACACAUAGUUAAGCACCUACGUAUACAAAUUUAACAAAUUUACUUCUAUUUGGCAACAAGGAAUAAAGUUUUAAACAGCGGUUAAAAACAGUUAUUGUGCGUUUGUUCGGCAUUCAACAACUUAAAAAAUAAAAAAUAAAUAAAAAUUCUUAAAAAGCAUUCCUUUUGUACAACGUUGAGAUUUAGACUUAUCAUCCAAGUCCCAACGAUUUAUUUGCUAUUGGAAAUUUAGUGAUUUCCCCUAUAAAAGAGACCCGCAGCAACAUAGUGUGCAAAGGAGUUACAACACCUUGUCUGAGGACAUGUUUGUGACCUAAAUUCAACAACCCCCUAUACAACCAGCUGAUACCUAUUUGCAAUAAGUAGCACAAACCAUAAAGCGAUAAAAAAAGACGUGAAGGUCAGCAGAAUUUGAAAGCGGUGCGUUCUUGUGUGUGUGUGUGAGUCUGUGUGCGUGUCUGUAUAUUUAUACGUGUUUUGCUGUAGCUUGAUUAAGACAUAAAUAGUAUGUUCAUGUAUAAAGCUUCAGAAGUUUAUGGAAAAUCGCCCGAGAUGCACCAGUCCAAUCAAUAUUUGAAUGACAACGGAAUUAAUAGCAGUAACAACCGCAAUCACAACAACAACAAUAGCAACGGAAUUAUCAACAAUGAGCACAAUUUGAGACAUUGCAAUAAUGACAAUGCAUUUACAUACUUUAAGAACGGGAGUGUAAGUAGUCCGAUCUGGAAUUUAAAGAGCCCCAUCCGUGCAUCCAACCGUAGUCCAGCGAAARCUACGAAAGUGUCAAGACAAAUAAAUAAAUCCUACUAUGCAGUACCUGUAACGGAACAAGGACCGUAUUCCAAUGCAUACCCCAAUUCGUUUGCACCUCGCAAGACGACGACAACGUCGGCGGCCAACAACAAUAGCCACGCCUACCAGCCGCUACGUCAACAGCCCGCAGAGUAUUAUAAGGCACCCGUCCAGCAAAAGGCGCGACAUGGAUAUGGGCACAGUAAUAGCGCGCCCAACAAUCACGAAUUGGCACGCUAUACACAGGCAUCCCUUGAAAAGGAUCAACUCAAGAGGCAGCUAACGUCCCGAAGUACCUGCGAAUAUUUGGAUGACGAUUCGACGUACUCCCACAGCCAUAGAUCUGCGGCCGCAGACCUAAACUGGGAUAAUAUAAUCUCUGAUCGUCAACGCUUUCAGUCAGCAGAUCAGCACUACGAGCAUUAUUUUUCGUAUUUUUACAAUCGUGGCCCAGAGAAGUUGCACAAAUCAAAAACAAAUACGAUACGUUCGUAUCAAACACCAAUGAGCUUAGUACAGGAGACAACGGGUAAACGCUCAUCGAGAAGGUCCGGAGCCCAUAAUGAUAAUAAUCAAAAUAUAGAAUACGAUAGUUAUUUACUGAAGGAGAACAAUGAGCUGCCAUUUGGCUACAAUGAUAGUGAUUGGAUAGACUUCCCCAUCGAUGGAAUGGAGAAAUCUGCAAUUAAAAUAGUUAAUGCUAAAGAUAUCUACGAGUCAACGCCUCUCUGCGAUGAACAGUAUCUCAAUGAAAGUAUACCAACUUCGCGCCGAUGCGUCAAACUGGGCGAUAUACACGAAAUAAGUAAUACGGGUGAGUCCGUGACAAUUAAAAGCAAUUUAGCAAAGAAAACACUCAAAGCCAAUGAGCCGCUGCCGUUGCCCCGUCUGCCGCUGACGCCCAAGAGAGGUCGAGGCGGACAAGCAGCUGCUAAGAAGGUGCUGCCCACUGUCCAUCGCGUCCUCUUGUACAAUAGUCAAAGCCCACGCUCGGCACGUCAAACUGCAGGCGCCGAUCAUGUCACGAACUAUAUACUGGAGGAGCCAGAGCCAGAGAAGAACCGCGACUUUCGCGAUGCUGAUUUCGAUAACGAUGAUGAUUUAGAUAACAUCUCGAAUUUCGAUGAUAGCGACACAGUGAGCAUAAGCUCUGAUACGGAAGAUGGUUAUAGGGCGCAUGCGUAUAAGCUGACGCACUCGAGCGAUCGCCUAUUAUCCUCACCCAAAGACUCUUCGACUCUGGUUUUUUCUCGGUCUUCCGACGAUGACCUUUGCAAUCCAGAGUCCGUCCUAGUCUCCAGUCUCUUUCCAUAUGUGCCGCCCUAUCUAUCAUUUUCGUCGAACACCAAAAAAGGACCCAAUGUCCCGCCAGAGCUGCACAGGAUCUUAAAAUGGCGGGUGACAAGCAUAAUGCCAAAAGUCGUUCGGCUCAUCUUGGCAAACAGUGGCAUGCGCAUGCUGAAAAAAACGAACGACUGGAUGGGUGUGUGGGGCAAGCAUUUGAAGUCGCCCUGCUUCAAAACGAUUCGCUCGUAUCAGAAAAUAAAUCACUUACCUGGCUCCUUUCGCAUUGGGCGUAAGGACUCCUGCUGGAAGAACUUGCAGAGGCAGAUGAGAAAACAUAGCAACAGGGAGUUUGGCUUUAUGCCACGCACCUAUGUCAUACCCAACGAUCUUUGCGCGCUGCGUAAGCGUUGGCCAAAAUAUGCCCAACGUAACACAAAGUGGAUUAUAAAGCCACCGGCAAGUGCACGUGGUGCCGGCAUUCGUGUGGUGUAUCGUUGGGGUCAAAUACCCAAGCGACGACCUCUCAUUGUGCAGAAAUACAUCGAACGUCCCCUACUUAUUAAUGGCAGCAAAUUCGACUUGCGCCUUUACGUUCUCGUAACCUCUGUCAAUCCGCUGAGAGUCUUUAUGUAUCACAAUGGUUUGGCACGUUUUGCUUCUGUUAAAUAUAGUGCCAAGGCGGAUACGUUAAAUGAUCGCUGCAUGCAUUUAACCAAUUAUAGCAUCAACAAAUUUUCGUCGAAUUACUCCAAGAAUGAGGAUGUGAAUGCGUGUCAUGGCCACAAGUGGACCAUUAAGUCGUUGUGGACAUAUUUGGCUAAUCGUGGGGUUUGCACCGAUGGCCUCUGGGAAGCCUUAAGGAGUCUGGUGCUGCGCACCAUUCUUGCUGGAGAGAAUGGCAUUAACAGCAUGAUAAGAGCAAAUGUUGAGUCCAAAUACAGUUGCUUCGAACUGUUUGGCUUUGAUGUAAUAUUAGAUUCGGAUCUGGUACCUUGGCUACUUGAGGUGAAUAUCUCACCUAGUUUACAUUCGGAAUUACCUCUGGAUGCCCACGUUAAGGCGCCACUAGUCCAAGGCGUACUCAACACUGCCCUCUACAAUAUACCACCAAAACUGAGCCAGGAAAAGCAAAGAGAAUUAGCCGCUGAAUUUAGUUUCCCAGCUGGCACACAAAUGUGCUACGAUAAACGUAUGUACAUUAACUAUCUGUCGCGUGAAGAGAAAAACAAGCACAACACUUUUACACGGAAAAGCAUGGAGAAUCGCGAAGAGUACAUCGAUGCGAUUCUCGAAAAGUUGACUCCCGAUGACGUACGCUGCCUAAUUAUAGCGGAGGACGAAUUGGCACGAUGCACACCACUCGAACGCAUCUUUCCGACAGAUCAAACCUAUAAAUAUCUUAAAUACAAUGACACUCCACGCUAUUAUAAUCGUCUAUUGGAUGCUUGGGAGUCACGUUAUGCCAAUAAUCGUACGGAAGGCAUUGCCUUACUGCGCGACUAUUGUCAAAGUAAAUAUCACUUGGAAGUUCCAGCUCCUCCUGCCAAAAAGGACUUGAACGUUAGCCCUGUUGAAGAGAACGCCGUUAAAAACGUGAUGUCUGAGCCCGAAGAAGUGCUAGAAGCAUAAGAUAACUGGAUACCUACUAGUACUGCAAAUCCAAUCACAACAAAUUUCAAACAGAAAGAAACAAAAUACCUGCAUUAAGCAACUGUUAAGAUUCACUUAUUGUUCAUCUUUCUAUACAAAAAGACUGAACAUUUAAUGGGUCAUUAUCAAUUUCUUGAGACACUUAGAAGUAACUUGUCAUCAUACAUCGAUGCCGGUCUAUCAAUCAACUACAUUAAAUAUAAUUUUAAAGCUGAAAGCAUAUUCAAUGUGUUCGAAAACCAAGUAAAAUUUGUUGUAUUAUUCAAUUCUAGGAUCCAAAUUUCUAUGUACGCCCAAUAAAAUUUAUAA
Drosophila arizonae is the source of this 4161-nucleotide messenger RNA. RefSeq names its product Tubulin tyrosine ligase-like 4A (gene TTLL4A). Gene Ontology annotation, molecular function: tubulin binding; tubulin-glutamic acid ligase activity. NCBI's taxonomy places the organism in Eukaryota, Metazoa, Arthropoda, Insecta, Diptera, Drosophilidae. Gene Ontology annotation, cellular component: ciliary basal body. Gene Ontology annotation, biological process: protein polyglutamylation; microtubule cytoskeleton organization. The record is from RefSeq and is a predicted model, not a curated record.